AUUUGCUGACAUGAUUCUUCUCUCCUUUUCGUGGUGGCAGCACUAACACUUAAUUGGUUCAAGAUAUCACUAUGCAAUCUUCCACGAAAUCAGCACCUUUCAUCAAAAGAAUUGGAGAGUCGAAGUUGAGGCACAAAUGCUCACUUGAGUUUGCAAAUCUUGCUCUUGCCGAGAAGAAGGCUCGUAUGAAAAUGCCCGAAACACUCGAAUUCUUAUUGGCUUCAGGCAUUGUCCUUGACGGUGCAUCUCGCGGAAUCUCUGAAAUUGUCAGCUUAUGUCUUAAGCAUUUUCCAGAGUUGAUGUGGGAUGAAAGUUUUACAAACGAACUGAUGAAAGAAAUUGUGAGCGGACGACAUGUUGAGUUAUUUAGACUGGUGAACCCACACCACAUUCCAUAUUUGACUAAUGAUACUUGGACCAAACAUGGCCUGAUGAAGGCUGUGACUGAAUGGUCACCAAGGUGUGUAACCCCAGAUGUUUCUGGAGCGGUUUUUCUUAUGCAGAGGGAACUUCAGUGGUACAAGGUUCUGGAAGAUAGGUGCGAUCCUUCUUCGAAAAGUCUACAAUUGCUAGAAGAUCCAUUGAUGAAAAAAAGGAGAAGGCAAAAAACAUACUGGGAAGUGUUUGUAGAAUACAAGGUGGCCAGCGACCGACAACACAUGUGA
Rhodamnia argentea is the source of this 665-nucleotide messenger RNA. RefSeq lists its product as uncharacterized. The record is from RefSeq and is a predicted model, not a curated record. The transcript is spliced from 5 exons. Bases 72 to 665 code for a protein of 197 amino acids. Lineage: Eukaryota; Viridiplantae; Streptophyta; Magnoliopsida; Myrtales; Myrtaceae.